Messenger RNA from Drosophila gunungcola (fruit fly), 3067 nucleotides. It is a transcript of the gene DIP-theta, whose product is annotated as opioid-binding protein/cell adhesion molecule homolog. The record is from RefSeq and is a predicted model, not a curated record. Gene Ontology annotation, cellular component: neuron projection. The coding region runs from base 1 to 1512 and encodes 503 amino acids. NCBI's taxonomy places the organism in Eukaryota, Metazoa, Arthropoda, Insecta, Diptera, Drosophilidae. The transcript has 11 exons.
AUGCAAAAUAAGGAUGAGCUACUUGAAGACAUUCGCGAGGAUACGGUCGUCAAUGCGAUUCCCGAGAAAGAUCUUCCAAAGUUCGGAGAGCUCUUGCAGAAUGUGACGGUGCCCGUGAGUCGGGAGGCUAUACUCCAGUGCGUAGUCGACAAUUUGCAGACCUACAAGAUUGCGUGGCUACGUGUCGAUACACAGACCAUUUUAACGAUACAAAAUCACGUCAUAACCAAAAAUCAUCGCAUGAGCAUAACUCACGCCGAGAAACGUGCUUGGAUUUUGCGUAUACGUGAUGUGAAGGAGUCCGACAAAGGCUGGUACAUGUGCCAAAUAAACACGGAUCCCAUGAAGAGUCAAGUGGGCUACCUGGACGUCGUCGUGCCGCCCGACAUACUGGACUACCCGACCAGCACCGAUAUGGUAAUACGUGAGGGCUCCAACGUGACCCUCAAGUGCGCCGCGACGGGAUCUCCAACUCCGACGAUAACCUGGCGACGCGAAGGUGGCGAGCUGAUACCGCUCCCAAACGGAGCAGAGGCCGUCGCCUUCAACGGAUCCUUCCUGACCAUCGCCAAAGUGAACCGGCUGAACAUGGGCGCCUACCUCUGCAUCGCCUCCAAUGGCAUCCCGCCAACAGUCAGCAAGCGUGUGAUGCUCAUUGUGCACUUUCCCCCCAUGAUUUGGAUACAAAAUCAAUUAGUCGGCGCUGCGCUCACCCAGAACAUAACCCUGGAAUGCCAGUCGGAGGCGUAUCCCAAGUCCAUAAACUAUUGGAUGAAGAACGAUACGAUUAUCGUGCCGGGCGAGCGCUUUGUGCCGGAAACCUUUGAAUCGGGGUACAAAAUAACCAUGCGCCUGACCAUAUUCGAAGUGGACAUCCAGGACUUCGGGGCCUAUCGAUGUGUGGCCAAAAACUCCCUUGGCGACACAGACGGCGCGAUCAAACUGUACCGUAAGUAUUGGCACAUUCCGCAGACCACCACGAUGACGACAAUGGCUCCGACCGUUUCGAUCAACACAGUGCCCGUGGUCUUGGUGAAGUACAACAAAGAGCAACGCUACGGCAGCAGCGGCAACCAGAACGCGAAUGGCAACAGCAACAACAACCCGUACAACUUCAACCCGGGCAGCGGGCAGCAGAGCACGAAGCUGCAGCGCGGCAAGGCCAACAACAAGGGCCUGGAUCAGGCCUCCUCCGGACUGAACAACGUCUUCGUGGGGGCCACGUCCAGUCUGUGGAACUCGCAGGAUCACCACUCCUCGUCCUCCUCGCGGGGAAGGGAUCACCACCAGCAGCAGCACCAGCAGCAGCAGCAGCAGCAGCCGAAUCUCGGAUCCGAUCACAGCGCCUCCUAUCGCUCGGACGGCAAGAGCCCGCACCCCGUGAAGCAUGACGCCAAGUCCUUGACCGACGACCUGGAUCGCAUGCAGGACCUGAAGGGCUGGGCAUCCUGUCUCGCACCGUACUUGCCGAUCCUAACGCUUCCGAUGGUUUUGGGGGCGUGGCCCGGCUAAUCUAAUCGAGGGAAUGUGUACAAAACAUCAUGGAAACCCAGUGCUAGACUAACUAAGAUAAACUACUUCGUAAGCAAUAUCCCAUAAAUCGUGUUGGUCAAGAUAAAUCUAUAAUUUUUGUGCUUUUCGGAAAGUUGCUUACUGUAAAAAGUUGUUGAUGUUUAAGGUAAAUCUAGAGUAUAAGCGAAAAGUUGAACGAUCGGCAAUUGAAUGGAGGAAACUGGAGUUCGCAACGGAAAUACAAAGUAUUAGAUUGUAAAGCAUAAGGGCUUAAGCCAAAAAAAAAUGGUCUUAGGCAUUGAACAAGCGUUGCUAUUUAUAUUUCUGGCCUUAUAAUUCCGGUUUAUUAGUGUUAUUUUUUUUUCUCCAUUGCGAUAAAUAAAUAAUUGCACUCGUUUUAGAUCUUUUUGCCGAGUAUGAUUAAAAUAAUACAUUUUGUACUAUAUUUGACCAAAAUGAAUACCGUUUCAUACUAUUUUUAAUGUUUUGAACAUAAAUAUAGUUUAUAGAUGAAAACAGCCUGGGUGAGUUUAAGGUAAAGUAUACAGUGGCGGUAAAAAUAAUAGAAACUCGCAGGAUUCGUUAGAUUUUUUCAACGGUUUCUCACUAUAAAAAUGUCCUUACACUCGCAUAGGGACAUUAUCCUGUCUAAAUGUCUGCUUUAAAUCGCUGUCUUACUCAUGAUAUGACGGUAAUAAACUCUUAAGUAUGUUAAAUAAAUCUGGAACCUACAUUUGUUCUUAGAUUCAGAGUAUCAGAUCGACAUCCAAAAAAAAUGGGCCUGUUUCGACUUAAGCAAUGAAAGAUAGUAAAACAUUUCACUCUUCGCCACCUUGAUAAAAUGAUACCCAAAAACUAUUUUUUUCCUUAGCAGAGGGUUUAUUUAGAAAUACAGGAAAACAUUAAACUUCUGUUUUCCUUUUUUUUAUUAUACUUAUUUUAAUAGCUCUGCAGUACAAUUCGCGGCCCAUUUUUAACAUACAAGUUGUAUUUGAAAACGGUUUUUCACCAAAUUUCAAAUUGUAUGCUUAACUUACCCUAAGAAAUUUAAUAAUAAUAAUUAGUAACAUACAGAUUCUUAGCUGCAAAUUCGGUUUAAAUCGGCCGCGUUUCUGUUUUAUUUUCCAACCCAAACAUGGGUUUAGUUUCCAAUUUGCUAGACACUGCAAGAAAUAAAGGAGUAAGAAACUCUUAAAGGAACAGAAAUAAAGUAUGAAUAUCAGUGCUCUACGUGUUGUUAGUUUUGAAGUCAAAAACUUAAAUUUAGAAAUUGGCCUUUAAGUGCAAAAGAAAUGGUCGUUUCUAUUAAUUUUUUCCGCCACUGUAAGUGCCUGGGGCCAGGAAUAUAAAUAUCAACAUACAUGUCUACAUAAUGAGACUCGAACCUAAAUUAGAUCUAAGUCAUCUAAGUUCAGCCGAUAAAAAUAUUUUUAUUAAAAACCCUGUUCUAGCUUAGUUUCCGAGCACUGCAAGCUGUAUAAUAAAUAUAACAUUAACAAUUUCAUCUUGAUUUGGGAAGAAAUAAAAAUGCCGUCUUAAAUCAUGUAAAAUUCAG